Messenger RNA from Cucurbita maxima (winter squash), 1876 nucleotides. Its product is annotated as protein IQ-DOMAIN 1-like. The transcript has 6 exons. NCBI's taxonomy places the organism in Eukaryota, Viridiplantae, Streptophyta, Magnoliopsida, Cucurbitales, Cucurbitaceae. Bases 317 to 1744 code for a protein of 475 amino acids. The record is from RefSeq and is a predicted model, not a curated record. Gene Ontology annotation, molecular function: protein binding.
UGGGUGUUGAUUUGUCCUGUUGUUCAGCUUGCCUAGCCGCUGAUGCUAUUAAAAUAAUAAUAAUAAUAAGAGUCACACAGAGCCUGAGCCCACUCGGUUUAGUCCUGAAAUUCUCUUCUCCCAACGCCCUACACACUCCCCCAAUUCUUUUCGUUAAUUCCGUUUUUGCCCUUUCACUAUCUCUCUCUAACCUCGAGAUCUGGGCCUUUCUCUCUAAUGGUGGUUGCUGCGUUCCUUGCCUAUCAAUUUCUUUAGGAUCUAAGAGAGAGAAAGCUGCUGAGAUUCAGAAAAGUUAUGGCGCUUUUCUGCUGAGGAAAUGGGGAAGAAGGGGGGGUGGUUUUCUGCUGUGAAGAAGGCAUUUGCUACUGAAUCUAAGGAAAAGAAAGAGCAGAAAACCAACAAAUCCAAGAAAAGAUGGUUUGGGAAGCCAAAGAAAUUGGAGACAGCUCCAUUGGAUGUGUCUGUUCUUCCUAUUGAAGAGGUGAAGCUAGUUGAUGCAGAGAAUGAACAGAGCAAACAUGCUUAUUCUGUUGCCAUUGCCACUGCAGUUGCCGCCGAGGCGGCCGUCGCAGCCGCUCAGGCUGCGGCAGAGGUCGUUCGGCUCACUACCAUCACUAGGUACUCUGGGAAAUCAAAGGAAGAAAUAGCAGCCAUCAAGAUCCAGACUACAUUCCGUGGCUAUAUGGCAAGGAGGGCGCUGCGGGCAUUAAGAGGGUUGGUGAGGCUGAAGUCAUUGAUCCAAGGCCAGUCUGUUAAGAGACAAGCAACCACCACAUUAAGAUGCAUGCAGACGCUUGCUCGUGUGCAGUCACAGGUGCGUGGAAGAAGAAUUAGACUGUCAGAGGAGAAUCAGGCUCUUCAGAGGCAGCUCCAACAAAAACAUGAAAGAGAGCUUCACAGAUUAACUGCUUCUGCAAACAAUGAAUGGAAUGACAGUACCAAAUCAAAGCAACAAAUUGAAGCCAGACAAGUUUACAGGCAAGAAGCAGCAACAAGAAGAGAAAGGGCAUUGGCGUAUGCUUACUCUCAUCAGAAUUCAGGCAAGAAUUCUUCCAAAUCUGCGAACCCUACAUUCAUGGAUCCGAACAAUCCCCACUGGGGCUGGAGUUGGUUGGAACGAUGGAUGGCCGCUCGUCCAUGGGAGGCUAAGAGCACCGUCGAUCAUCACGAUCGCGGCUCCGUCAAGAGCGCGAUCAGCCAUGCGACCUCGAUCGGAGACAUUUCCAAAUCUUUCUCCCGUCGCGAUCUCAAUCUCGACAUCAAGCCAUUUCCAAGGACUCCGACGAGCCGAGCUCCAAGUCGCCAAUCGCCGGCGACUCCUACGAAGGCGCAUUCGUCACUAUCUGCAGGGAGAAAAUUGAAGCCGGAUAGUCCAAGAGGAUUCGGCUGGAGUGGAGACGCCGAUUCCCGAAGCGCAUUGAGCGUCAAAUCGGAGCGGUACCGGCGUCACAGCAUCGCCGGAUCAUCAGUGAGGGAUGAUGAAAGCUUCACGAGUUCGCCGUCAGUUCCAAGCUACAUGGCGUCGACAGAAGCAGCCAGGGCAAGGUCUCGGUUGUCGAGUCCAAUGGGAACGGAGAAUACGGCAGCGACUCCAGAUAAGGCACCAGCAAGUGGCGGCGUAAAGAAACGGCUCUCGUUCCCCGCCUCACCGGCGAACUCGAGGAGGCACUCUGGUCCGCCGAAAGUAGACACUAACCCGAUCAAGAAUGUUGCAGAGAGAGAUUUUACCGGCGAGAACCUAUAGUUGAAGAUGAAUUCGGUAGUGAUUUUAAUCAUGUCUUAAUUGAAGAGGUAUAUAGUUUGUCAGGUUAUUUUACUUUCUAGUGUUUGUUUGAUCGUAUUUAAAAUAGAAGGAUUUAUUGUUUCUUGUUCUUCA